This is a messenger RNA of Syngnathus typhle (broad-nosed pipefish), 4069 nucleotides long. Its product is annotated as FERM domain-containing protein 4B-like. Gene Ontology annotation, biological process: establishment of epithelial cell polarity. The transcript has 24 exons. The record is from RefSeq and is a predicted model, not a curated record. NCBI's taxonomy places the organism in Eukaryota, Metazoa, Chordata, Actinopteri, Syngnathiformes, Syngnathidae. The coding region runs from base 341 to 3241 and encodes 966 amino acids. Gene Ontology annotation, cellular component: bicellular tight junction; adherens junction; cytoskeleton.
GAUGACGGGACCGGCCGGUGAGCGCUAACCGUGUCACGGUAUCCCGGCCGGUAUCUUUUCCUGGCUUUAACAGUCAUAUUUGCGAUGAACUCCUUUUAUUUGUUCAUUCUAAGAAUAUUGCACGCGCUGAGUUUGCUUCGGAUCGGCGCCGGUGAUCCGUCGGCUGACACCUCGUGAACACAAACAAUAACAAGUGCAUGGGAGCGAUCCGAGCACAACAAAAGACACAAGGGGCCAAUCCCACGUGAUUUUGCUGUCAAAUUCUAUCAAGGAUUGUGAGAUGCACUGUCAAAAGGGAAUUGUUGCAUCAUAAACAGCCAGAAAAGAGAAAAGUCUGAAUAUGACUGAGGGGCGUCAGUGCCGGGUACACCUACUUGACGGUCGGAAGUUGGAGCUGCUGGUUCAGCCAAAGCUUUUAUCACGAGACCUGCUAGAUUUGGUGGCAUCCCAUUUUAACCUGAAGGAGAAGGAAUACUUUGGCCUUUGCUUCAUAGAUGACACUGGUCAGAAUAACUGGCUUCAGCUUGACCGGAAAGUCCUUGAUCAUGACUUUUCUAAGACUUCAGAUACACUGGAAAUCAAAUUCUUAGUGAGAUUUUACAUUGAGAAGAUCACUUUUUUAAAAGAAAACACAACUGUGGAGCUGUUCUUCCUGAAUGCAAAAUCCCUGGUGUUUAAUGAGGACAUCGAAGUGGAGAGCGAACACAUUUUCAAGUUGGCUGCAUUCGCAUUACAAGAGGUCAGCAGCGAUUACACAUGUACUGAAACGGCCAAAUCAAACCUAAAGCAUCUCCCAGUUCUGCCCACCCAAGUUCUCAGGAAACACCCGUCUCUCAGUUACUGUGAGGACAAAGUGAUUGAACAUUACAAGAAAUUGAAGGGACUGACCAGAGGACAGGCCAUUGUGAAGUAUCUGACCCUGGUUGAGUCACUGCCAACAUACGGAGUCCAUUAUUAUCCAGUAAAGGACAAGCAGGGAAUACCCUGGUGGCUCGGUGUCAGCUACAAAGGCGUUGGCCAGUACGACUUACAAGACAAGCUGAAACCAAGAAAGUUGUUCUCGUGGAAGCAGUUAGAGAAUUUAUAUUUCCGUGAGAAGAAAUUUGCCGUGGAAGUAAACGACCCCCACAGUCAAACGGUGAACAAGCGGACCUUUGGACAGUCUGGCCUUGUCAUUCACUCCUGGUAUGCCAGUCAUUCUCUAAUUAAAACUAUCUGGGCGAUGGCCAUCAGUCAACACCAGUUCUAUCUGGACCGAAAGCAAAGUCGAUCAAAUAUGACCACAACAAGAAGCUCGGGAGACAUCGCCGUAGAUCUCACAGAAAUCAGCACCCAGCGGAUCGGUCGAUUUCCAGGUCCUGCAAGCAAAGAUCAGCUCAUCAUGGCAAGUAGUGGAAGCCUCAUCUCAGCCGGUUCUGCCGACUCUGACGUCGGCGAUGAGCAGAGGAAAGAAAAGAUUAGCGAGUUGAAAACAAAAGAGAAAAAACUUCAGGACGCACUCAAACAGAAAAUUGAGGAACUGAAGAAGAUCUGCAUGCGAGAAGCGGAAAUUACCGGCAAGUUACCAAAAGACUAUCCGUUGGUUUCUGGCGAAAAGACUCCUCAAGUUCGAAGACGUGUCGGCGCAGCAUUCAAGCUUGACGACCUUUUCCCCUACGAUGAGGACCCUCAUUUGAGGAAUCUGGAAAGGAGAUUCGCCUUGCAGCAGAAGUUUGUGGAAGCAGCCAUGAAGUUAACCAAUGAGAUGGAUCUGAGUAAGACCGUGAAGAAAAAGAGAAAGAAUAACUGCUUGGACGCAAUGAGAAAACUGAAGGAGAUCGAGGGGGAGAUCAACGCCUACAGGAUCUGGAAAGGAAAGAAUCCCACCCAAAGAGCUUCGCUGAUCUUAGCAGACGAUGUCAACCCAUCAGACCUCAGCUCUCAGUCUGACAGCUUCACGCUGGAUGAAGACGACGAGCUCAGCGCCCACAGGCAGCGCUCAAGUUCGCUCCAGUACUCCCCGAGAUCCCACCAUGCAGAGACACUCAGUAUCUACUCCGGCAAUGAGCGACGAGUUUCGGCGAAUGACCAACACACAGACGGAAGAUCGAAUUACGGUCAAAUUGAGGAACCACUCUACCGCAGUCACCACAAUGCCUCAACAAACCACAACAGUCCACACAAAUCAGGUUCCAGAGAGCCUCGCGACGCCCGCAGUAUGCCUCCCACGCCGCUGCUCACGCGCAACGCUUACAGCAGCACCCAACUCAAAUCAGAGGACGCGCCGCAGCUUUUCCGCCAACGCAGCGGGAGUCUGGAGUCCCAGUCGAAGUUUGCACUAGAGCCCGAAGCACGCGUGCCCGCCUUCAACUUGUCCCCGCCCCGACGCAGCAACAGCACCGAGGUACUCGACGACGGCUCGUCCUACACCAGCCAGUCCAGCGUGGAGUACGCGGUCCCCGGCAACCCCAACCACCGACGGAGAGUGCGCGGCCGCCACAGGAAAGAUAUUUACGCCAACACGGGUAGCAUGCCCAAUUUGGCGCAGCCAGAUGUCCACAGUCACGCCUACCAGGGCCGCGCUCGACCCACCACUACCACCUUCUACAUCACGGGAUAUCCUCACCACGCGGAGCCAGAGAUUUACCCUAAUGGCGUCUAUAUGUACGACAAUGAGACGGAGGGACACUACAGCGUCAAUCCUCCAUUCCAUCCUCCCCACGCAGCCUAUCGUCCCCGCGAUAUGCACGAUCGCUACGGCAACGACGAGCUCGACGGCACGUCGCACAACGUGUACGCCACGCUUCGGCCGCCCAGGAACCGCCCGGCUCCCCGCGGCGAAGAGCAGAUCUCGAGGAACUUUAAGAAGGCGGUUGUGGCCGAGCACUUGAGAGGCUGGUACCAUCGCAACACGGCCUACAAGCAGGCCGGUUACGGCUCCGAAUACGACCAACACAGUCUGAGCUACCAAACCAUGGGUGCACCGCUCAGCCACAGCAACAGGAGCCUCUCCUACUCAUCAGCCUCCUCCAAUGGAAACUGGCACGGCCAUAUCGGCGGUCACGGACGAGUCGAUUGUGACAUGCCCAAGCAGAUGCCGCAGACCUACACCUACACCACAGCUACCUUUGGCCGCCCAACCCACAGCAGAUCUUACCUAGAUGUCAACCAAGUGGACAUCAGCGACCAUUCGGAAACCAGCCUGGACCCCCAGGAUCGGAUACAGUGGCACGAAGGCUCAACAACAGGAACGAUAGUUUAGCUGCCUGUCAUUCAAUCGUUUUGCGCAUGACAAAGGCGGCCCGGUCGGUGCCUUAGACCGCACUUACCUGUUUUUCCGAGCGAGGAGAGCCAAAGAAUGAAGGAAUUUACACGCAAAGGCCAAGUGGACCUUGUGUUUGUAUUGACGGCACUUGUGCACCGUUGCCGCACUCCAAGCUGCCGUGGAACGCAGACUUCGAGUACGCAGUUUUGCUCUGAAGACGUUGAAAGCGGGCAGAGUCGCGUCUCCACUGAGCCGCACUGAACAACUUUUUACCGCGUCUUCUCCUGUCACGUUUGAACAGAACCAAUGAAGGACCAGAUGAGGAUCAACAUAACCUGAUCAAAAAUGAAGGAGCUCUUUAGCAGCCAACCGGACAAAGAUGGCUCUUUACCUGCAACACUGCACAGCCACCAGAUUAUUAUUUUUUUUUAUUAUUAUUUCCGGAUGCUUUUAUUCCGUCUGUGUGACCAUGACGUUUCUAAAGUAUACUACCUUACUUUACUGUAAAAUUAAACUAAAUCAUGUUUUUUAACACCAGUAUUACGCCCAAAAUCUAACAAAGACUACUGCCACACCACUUCACAAAGGUUGAAGAGAAGAAACUAAAAGGCUUUUUUAUACUUCCAUGCUGGAACUCAUGGACCGGUGCUCGUAAUUUCUCUCAAGAGAAUGUUACAUGUUUUUAUUGUUAACACACUGGUUGUUUGUGGAGCAUCUUGUGGAUUUGAAAAGCAUGUAAUAUAUCGCAAAAGGUUUGUUAAGCUGGUUCUUAGGAUUUUGUAUCAUUUCACUCGUUGGAAUAAAACAAAUCAGAUUUUGUUUGAA